Messenger RNA from Prorocentrum cordatum, 787 nucleotides. Lineage: Eukaryota; Dinophyceae; Prorocentrales; Prorocentraceae. The record is from the annotation of a GenBank genome assembly.
UCCCGCGGUGGCUAAGCACAUGGCCGACCCGGGGUUCACGAGGGAGCUGCAGAGGCUGCAGAAGGUCGCCACUGACGCGAGACUGGAUGCCAGCGGCGACCCCCUGAAGGUCUGCGAGGUGGGCCGGACCAUCGCCCUGUCGGGCCAGAAGGAUCCCAGGAUAAUGCAGGCCUUGAUGGCGCUGCAGGGCCAGGAUCUGAUAGUUGAGGAGUCGGACCUGAAGCGGGCCGAAGAGCAGGGCGACAUGAGGAGGCGCGAGCCCGUCCAGCUGGAGCAGCUGCAGCUCGUGAGGGACAUCUGCGAUCCGGAGCAGGCGAGGCUCAAGGGCAACGAGUACUUCAAGCUCGGGGAGUACCAGAACGCCAUCGCGCACUACGAGCAUGGAGUGAUGCUGUUGCGAAAGCAGGACGUGGUGCCCGCGGCGGCCAUCGCAACGCUGCUCAGCAAUUCCACCAUGUGCCUGCUGAAGCUCAAGUGGCCAGAUAGGGCCAAGAAGAGCGCUUCCAAGGCCGCGCCGUGGCUGUGCGCAGCGGAUGCGUGCGCCUCCCCUGUCUCCUGCCGUUUCCCCCUCCCCCUCUUAGCAGAGGGCCCCUACAAGUACACAAUCUUAUUUCUACUAUUACUACCACUACUACUGCUACUACUACUGCUACUACUACUACUGCUACUACUACUACUACUACUACUACUACUACGACUACUACUACUACUACUGCUGCUACUACUACUACUACUAUUACGACUACUACUACGACUAUUAUUAUUACUAUUUUUCUAUUACUACUAA